AUGGCCGACACACUUGUCCAGGAGUCCGGCUCCCGCGAGUCCAGCUGCCCGGAAUUGAAGGAGGACACCACCAUCAUUGUCCUCGGUGCAUCCGGUGAUCUUGCUAAGAAGAAGACUUUCCCAGCUUUGUUCGGAUUGUUCCGCAACAAGUUCCUACCAAAAGAUAUCAAGAUCGUUGGCUAUGCCCGCACAAAAAUGGACCAUUCGGAGUACCUCCGGCGUGUCCGGUCGUACAUUAAGGUCCCCACCAGGGAGAUUGAGGAGCAAUUGAACGCAUUCUGCAACAUUUGCACCUACUAUGCCGGCCAGUAUGAUAAGGACGAGUCCUUCCAGGGCUUGGAGAAGCAUUUGGCGGAGGUCGAGAAGGGUCAGAAGAGGCAGAACAGAGUCUUCUAUAUGGCUCUUCCUCCUACCGUUUUCAUCACUGUCUCGCAACAUUUGAGGAGGAACAACUACCCUAAGAAUGGUGUUGCUAGAGUCUUCGUCGAGAAGCCUUUCGGAAGAGACCUUGAGAGCUCUAGAUCCCUACAGAAGGCUCUUGCUCCUAACUGGAACGAAGAUGAGCUUUUCCGUAUCGACCACUAUCUCGGUAAGGAGAUGGUUAAGAAUUUGUUGAUCCUCCGAUUCGGAAACGAAUUCUUCGGUGCUACCUGGAACCGUCACCACAUCGAUAACGUUCAGAUCACAUUCAAGGAGCCAUUCGGUACUGAGGGCCGUGGCGGCUACUUUGACGAGUUCGGUAUCAUUCGUGAUGUCAUGCAGAACCAUCUUCUCCAGGUCUUGACACUCCUUGCUAUGGAGCGUCCCAUCUCCUUCUCUGCUGAGGAUAUCCGUGAUGAGAAGGUCCGCGUUCUCCGCGGCAUCGACCCAAUUGAGCCCAAGAACGUUAUUGUUGGCCAGUACGGCCGCUCAGUUGAUGGCACCAAGCCUGCUUACAAGGAAGACGACACUGUCCCCAAGGGAUCUCGCUGCGCCACUUUCUGUGCUCUCGUCGCCUACAUCAAGAACGAGAGAUGGGAUGGUGUUCCAUUCAUUCUCAAGGCCGGCAAGGCCCUCAACGAACAGAAGACUGAGGUCCGCAUUCAGUUCCGUGACGUCACAUCCGGUAUCUUCAAGGACAUCCCCCGCAACGAAUUGGUCAUCCGUGUCCAGCCCAACGAGUCUGUCUACAUCAAGAUGAACUCCAAGCUCCCCGGUCUCUCCAUGCAGACCGUCGUUACCGAGCUCGAUCUCACCUACCGCCGUCGCUUCUCCGACCUCAAGAUCCCCGAGGCCUACGAGUCGCUGAUCCUUGACGCAUUGAAGGGUGACCACUCCAACUUCGUCCGUGAUGAUGAGUUGGAUGCUUCGUGGAGAAUUUUCACGCCGUUGUUGCAUUACUUGGAUGAUCAUGAGGAUAUCACUCCUUUGGAGUACCCAUAUGGAUCCCGUGGUCCCGCUGUUCUCGACGACUUCACGUCUUCCUUCGGAUAUAAGUUCAGCGACCCUGCUGGGUACCAGUGGCCCGUCCAGAGCGCCGCUAGGUCGAACUUGUCUUAA
Messenger RNA from Ascosphaera apis ARSEF 7405, 1539 nucleotides. The record is from the annotation of a GenBank genome assembly. Lineage: Eukaryota; Fungi; Ascomycota; Eurotiomycetes; Onygenales; Ascosphaeraceae.